UACUUAAAAUGUGAACUUUUUUUUGGCAAUUUGAGAGUCCAGGCCAUCUCCCGCCGCCACCGGAGGGACUCUCCGAAGACCCGUGGUGAAAAGUAGAAGAAAUUCUUAAAGCCUUUGUUCUUUCGAAAUAUGGGCCAAGGACUGAGUUGUGUGGCGAGACAGGAGAAUGCAUUGUUUAGUGCAGUUCAAGUUGGAGACCUCGAAACUAUUGAAGCAUUGUUGAAGAGAGAAGCCAAUGUUUUAAAUCAUAAAACUGCUCAUGGUCGACACUCUGCUCUUCAUAUAGCUGCUGCCAAUGGCCAGAUCGAGAUUCUGCUUAUGCUUUUGGAGAAAUCAUCGAAUCCGGAUGUAUUGAAUCGCCUCAAACAGACUCCACUUAUGUUGGCUGCAAUGCAUGGGAAGAUAUCCUGUGUAAAGAGGCUCAUUGAAGCUGGAGCAAAUGUGAGUUGUUGUUUCUUUAUCUUAACGUUUGAUUCCCUUCAUGGAAGAACUUGCUUGCAUUUUGCAGCCUAUUAUGGUCACCCUGACUGCCUCGAAGCCAUCCUCUCUGCUGCUCGAUCUAGCCCUAUUGCUGUUUCAUGGGGAUUUGCACGAUUUGUGAAUGUAAGAGAUGCUAGGGGAGCUACUCCAUUGCACUUAGCAGCCCGACGGAGGCGGCCAGAAUGCAUACAUACCCUGUUAGACCAUGGUGCUCUUGUUUGUGCUUCAACUGGUGAAUAUGGUUGUCCAGGAAGCACCCCACUUCAUUUGGCUGCUAGAGGAGGAUCUCUCGAUUGCAUCCGCCAGUUGUUGGCAUGGGGUGCCGAUCGUCUUCAAAGAGAUGCAUCAGGGAGAAUACCAUAUGUAGUUGCUCUAAAGCACAGACAUGGGGCAUGUGCAGCACUGCUAAAUCCUUCAUCACUAGAACCUCUUAUAUGGCCAGCUCCAUUAAAGUUAAUUAGUGAGCUUAAUGAGGAGGCAAAAUCAUUAUUAGAACAGGCUUUAAUGGAGGUAAACAAGGAAAGGGAAAAGAACAUUCUCAAAGGAACAGCUCACUCACUUCCAUCACCUUCACAUUCCGAGUCCGGGUUAGAUGACAACAUUUCUGAGGCUAGUGAUACUGAAGUGUGCUGCAUAUGCUUUGAGCAAAUGUGCACAAUUGAAGUUCAAGACUGUGGCCACCUGAUGUGUGCGCAAUGCACACUGGUUUUGUGCUGCCACAACAAGCCCAACUCGGCAACUGCGUGCAUAACACCCCCGUUAUGCCCGUUUUGCCGGAGCACCAUCGCUCGAUUGGUGGUAGCCGAGAUUAAAGAUCACGAUGGUACUGAUUGCGACAUCGGCAAUGUUAGUUCUUCAAAGCCAAGAAAACCUAGCAAGUCGAGGCAUUUCAGUGAGGGAAGCAGCAGCUUCAAGAGCUUAUUGACAGUUGGUUCAUUUAGAAAGAUGGGUGACCGUGGCGGCGCAGUAAGGAUUGCUGCUGAAACUGAAUGGAUGGUUGAUAAGCUUUGAAAGUUGGCACUUGAGGAAUCCAUUAGAAGUGUUAACCUAUGAAUAAUGUUCAUUUCCCUUUACCCAGUGGAUAAAAAUGGCUGGAAAAUAAAAAAAAUUCAAGCAACCAUGGUGAGGAGCUGAGGUCCCAUAUUGUUGUAAUCUUUGGUUAGUUGAGAUUGAAAUUAAAGUAGCGUUGGUCU
Molecule: messenger RNA, 1673 nt
Organism: Hibiscus syriacus
Lineage: Eukaryota; Viridiplantae; Streptophyta; Magnoliopsida; Malvales; Malvaceae
Product: putative E3 ubiquitin-protein ligase XBAT31
Exons: 8
Coding region: 130-1491 (453 amino acids)
Molecular function (GO): protein binding
Source: RefSeq, a predicted model, not a curated record